CGUUUGCAAUCACUCCGCGACUUAACUUCUGCGCGCACGGUCGCGUCCAUCCAUCGUCCGUUCGUUAAUCUUAACUAAAUAAUAACGCUCGCUUAUAAGCCGCUAUUAUCAUCGGCCGAUGGGCCAGUCGCAAUCUGGACUGUGCUGGAACACAUUGUUACAAACGACUUGCAAACAAACUGUGUCCAGUGACACAAAAACAGCCAUUAUUCAGUGUUUGAAACUGUUUGAAGAGUGACCAACAACAUUCAGCGCCAACUACAACUAUCAAAAGAGAAUAAACACAGUUGAUACUAACUAAAUCAUGAUGUGAUAAUGUUGUCGUAUUUAUAAAUUGAAUAUUUUUACAUAUUCAAGUGGAAAACAACUUUUUAAAACGAAGCUUCAACUAAACAUCACGAAUGCCCCGGUGUUCCUUAAAAAGUAUUUAAUCAAAGUUUUGAGAGUGAUUUGGAUUCACUCACGCAAGUUCCAUCAAGAUGGCGACGUUCCGAGAGUGGCUGAUUGUGCCAAUCAUCAAAGAUUUCAAGCAGAAAGAACUCCUGCCUGUCAAAAUCUUAUUUUUUGUUCACAUGUCCACCAUCUUGGUUUUAUAUCCAUAUCUAACCAUACACAUGCGAGAAUUAGGAAUAAACGUCGAAGAAACGGCAGUUAUGUCAUCGUUAACGCCUGUUGUCGGGAUCUUAAUGCCGCCUUUAGCUGGACUCAUCGCUGAUAAAAUCGGCAAUUUCAAGAUAAUGCUAACGUUAUUUUCGGUAUGCAGUGGUCUUUCCGCUUUGUUGCUGUUGACGAUACCGAUCGGAAGAGUUACAGUGACAUAUCCAGACCGAGUUGUCCUUGGCAUGUCGUGCAACGCUCAAAAUCCACUUAUUCUCUCAUUAUAUGAAGAAUAUCCAUGUGAAAACGAUGCAAACAUGGCUUUUACAUCCGAAAUCUCGGUGGAAUCAUGUGGAUAUGUCUGUCAAGCGUACGUGGACACUGCUGAUGGCGACGCCAUUUUGCGUGCGCAGUAUUACGAUAUCAUGAUGCACAAUAUCAAAGAAAACAAGACUUCAUCGGUGAAAGUUAUGCAUCCAACAUUACGAAAUGUAAACAUGACAAAUCCACCAAAAUAUAAAAUUGAUGAUGAUAUAAAGAAUCAUAUGAAGUUACAAAAUGACGAGAGGUACACGACUGUUGUGAGAAGAUACUCGAAACAUUCGUAUUACUUUCCGGCGACGGCCAUGUUUAAUUUUAGCUGUGCAUUAACCAAACCUGACGGCUCGUCGAAAGAUGAUUCUUAUAAUCAUACGAAUGCAGAACACGGUUUUGAUUUACCCGUUGAAAACUACGAGUGUAAAUAUAGCACGAAAAAUGUCCUACGUUCAUUUGUUGCUGGGAUAAAAGAAGGAAACAAAUCUGAUGAUGAUAUGAAUGAGUUACGAGAAAUGUUCCAAGUGAGAUAUUUGAAUUUACCUCAAGGUAAACACAAUGCAUACUGUGCUGAAGGUUAUGGCCAAAACAAAGAAUAUCUGUCUGUGCGUGUAGACUUAUCAAAAGAAAACACUACUGACAUCUACCGGACAAUAGAUUUGGGUACAUGUGCUCCCAGAUGCAUAGCAAGUGCACCCAGAGAGAAAUUUUGCAAGAACUCAAAGAGAGUCAUUGAAAAAGAUGUCAAUUUGACAUUCUGGACAUACCUGGGAGUAAGGGUUUUCAUUGGAAUCAUUGGUGGUACCGCAUACACUAUGUUUGAAGGAGCUGUCAUCGCCAUUUUGAGAGAGUACAAAGCAGACUAUGGUUUACAAAGAAUGUACGCUCAACUUGGUGGUAUGAUUAGCUCACCCCUGAGUGGAUUAUUGAUUGAUUAUGCUAGUGAAGGCAAAGGAUAUACUGAUUUCAGACCUAUAUUCUUUUUAUACUGUGGGUUGAAGGUUACCAGCGCUGUGUUAAUGUUGUUCAUUAAUUUAGAGUUCAAAACACCUGCCAGUAGUGUUGUGGCAGAUGUAAAAUCUGUGAUAAAAGUCGAAUUGGUUUCGUUAUUUGUUGCUGCAUUCUUAUUAGGUGCUGCAUGGGGUUAUAUCGAAAGUUACCUAUUUUGGUUGCUGGAUGAUUUAGGAGGUACCAAAUCUCUUAUGGGACUUACCAUAACUGUUGGUGGGAUAUUGGGUAUUCCCUUACUGGCAUUCUCCGGGCCACUAAUCAAAAAGUUUGGUCAUGCCAAUAUUAUUUUCAUCGGAUUCCUCGCGUAUGCUGUAAGGUUAUAUGGCUAUUCAAUCAUUUACAAUCCAUGGUAUUCACUGAUAUUCGAAGCAAUGGAAUGUCUUACUCACUCGUUGUGUUUCACUGCACUGAUAACAUACGCAGCGAAGUUAUCAUCCGUCACAACAGACACAACAAUCCAAGGAAUAAUCGGCGGGCUAUUUUAUGGAGUUGGUAAAAGUGGGGGUAGUCUGGUUGGAGGAUACUUGAUUAAAUUCUAUGGAAUGCGUGCCACUUUCCAAAUGUUUGCUGCCACUACCUUCCUAACAGCAUUCUUAUAUUUUGCUUUCUUCCAUCUUUAUAUGAAGUCCAGGACGGAUCUUCGGAAAGAAAAAGAAGACGAAAUUGAAGAAAAGGACACUAAAGCCAAUGGAAUUAGUGAAUUGAACAAAGGAUUACCUGAUAAAGAUAAAGAUAAAGAUGAUAAAACACACACGAAUCAAGCUUUUGAAGAAACGGAAAUGAAAACUAAAACAGAAACGGAUAAUAAUGCUAAUGUAAAUAAAGAGAAACCGGAUGUGAAUGGAAUAGUUUAAAGUUGAACCUGUGUGACAUACGUAAAUAUAUCGUGAUGACUGAUAUUUUCGACAAUUAAAAGGUUUUUGUAUAUAUCUAAUCUAAUCUGUUAGUUAUUAUUGUUAGUAGAUAUAGUAAUACAUAUUUAUUUCCGGUGGGCGCCAUCUUGUCAACUGAAUAAACUCCUUCCAUUCAA
Dalotia coriaria is the source of this 2953-nucleotide messenger RNA. RefSeq lists its product as uncharacterized. The record is from RefSeq and is a predicted model, not a curated record. The coding region runs from base 480 to 2777 and encodes 765 amino acids. Gene Ontology annotation, cellular component: membrane. The transcript has 5 exons. Lineage: Eukaryota; Metazoa; Arthropoda; Insecta; Coleoptera; Staphylinidae.